This is a messenger RNA of Chinchilla lanigera (long-tailed chinchilla), 5377 nucleotides long. It is a transcript of the gene Ppm1h, whose product is annotated as protein phosphatase, Mg2+/Mn2+ dependent, 1H. The record is from RefSeq and is a predicted model, not a curated record. Lineage: Eukaryota; Metazoa; Chordata; Mammalia; Rodentia; Chinchillidae. Gene Ontology annotation, biological process: protein dephosphorylation. Gene Ontology annotation, molecular function: protein serine/threonine phosphatase activity.
GAGGGCGUCUCCUGCCACUACUGGUCGCUGUUCGACGGGCACGCGGGCUCGGGCGCCGCCGUGGUGGCCUCGCGCCUGCUGCAGCAGCACGUGGCGGAGCAGCUGCAGGACGUCGUGGACAUCCUCAGGAACUCGGCCGUGCUGCCGCGACCUACAAAUAGAACGAGAGAGGAGUUCGUAUAAUAUAUCUGGCGGCUGCACGGCCCUCAUUGUGGUUUGCCUCUUGGGGAAGCUGUACGUAGCAAAUGCUGGCGACAGCAGGGCCAUCAUCAUCAGAAACGGAGAAAUCAUCCCCAUGUCGUCGGAAUUCACCCCUGAGACUGAGCGCCAGAGGCUGCAGUACCUGGCAUUCAUGCAGCCUCACUUGCUAGGAAAUGAAUUCACACAUCUGGAGUUCCCAAGGAGAGUACAGAGGAAGGAGCUCGGAAAGAAAAUGCUGUACAGGGACUUCAAUAUGACAGGCUGGGCUUACAAAACCAUUGAGGAUGAUGACUUGAAGUUUCCCCUUAUAUACGGCGAAGGCAAGAAGGCCCGGGUGAUGGCAACUAUUGGAGUGACCCGGGGACUUGGGGACCAUGACCUGAAGGUGCAUGACUCCAACAUCUACAUAAAACCAUUCCUGUCUUCAGCUCCAGAGGUGAGAGUCUACGAUCUCUCCAAAUAUGAGCACGGAGCAGAUGAUGUGCUGAUCUUGGCCACGGAUGGACUUUGGGAUGUUUUAUCAAAUGAAGAAGUAGCAGAAGCCAUCACUCAGUUUCUUCCUAACUGUGACCCGGAUGAUCCUCACAGGUACACGCUAGCAGCUCAGGACCUGGUGAUGCGUGCCCGUGGCGUCCUGAAGGACAGAGGAUGGCGGAUAUCGAAUGACCGGCUGGGCUCAGGAGAUGACAUUUCUGUAUAUGUCAUUCCCUUAAUACAUGGAAACAAACUGUCAUGAGAGCGACCCAGGGGACUGGGAGGACAGAGGGGAAGGAAGCGGGGAGCCUCCGGGCAGAGCAGAAUGGGGAGGGUGCCCGGCUGAGUUCGGGUGACGCAGUUUCUUCCUAGCCCAGGGAGUCUGCUACCGAAAAGCCUCUGGCUGUGCUUCACGGUGACACUUAGCCUUCCACUUUUCCUUUAGUCACAGGUCUGGACACUGAACAAAAGCAGAGCAGGAAGCCUGUUACUGAGUGCUGUAUCUCUGCUGGUUUCUUUUGUAAGCCCCCUGGGCAGCAGCUGGCCAUCUGGGGGCACAUAUAUCGGACUUAUUUUACCUAGAGUAGCUGGGACAGCCGUUUUUAGGUAGAACUGGCAGAAGACCCCCUCAGCCUGUCACGCUGCCGAUUUCUCUCCAGGUCCAAACUGCUGCAUUGGAAAGCUGAGGGGGUCAUGCUUCAAAGUAUAAGCACCCACCUUCUAGUCAGCUCGAGGUUUAUUCAGGGAUUGCUGUCUUUCUCUUCCUCCCGCUCUCCCCUGCCUUUUGCCUGUUGUUUCUCUUUAUUCUUUUGUGGUGAUGGCAGGGGGAGGCUGGGAUUUUUUUUCCUCUCCAACAUUCCUUGAAUCUUUCUUGUUUCCCUCCCAGGGACCAGGGCUGGGACUUUCCAGCUCCUGGCUGAGGCAUUUCUGUGGUAAAAUCCAAGCCAGACUGGGUUGUCCACAGGUCCCGUGGCCCACACCGCCCAAACAACCAUCCGGAGCAGUGCCCUGAAUGACACUGUCCUUGUUGUGUAACUUUUGUUCUUCAGUUGCAUUUUCUCACCCAAUCGGUGUGUUUUCUUGAAAACAGGGGUGUUCCUUUGGACCACUGGCUCCUCUAUUAUCUUCAGCAGUCUCUUGGGGUAGCUUAAGGUCUCACUGUGACGGUCUGGAUUUCCAUUUCUGGAAUGGUUGGCUUUCUCCCGCCUGCUGUAUCAUGGGAGUCAAUAUAAAGCAGUGUUCAACGGACCGAGGUAGGGACCUCUUGUAUCAGUGGCUUUGCCAUACCUCAUUUGGGGACAGUUUCAGAUUCAGGUUUCACGGAGUGUGAGUGUCCUGCGGAUCACGCCAAGCAAAGCACGUGUGUAGCAGAGUACUGUGGAGCCAAAGCAGAUCUCUUUUCGGUCGUUUUUGGGGAAGGCCUGCUCAGAAUGGCACUUGAACAAAAGCACAUUUGAAGGUGAGUCCUUCACGCGCUGUCUUCUCUGCCCCUUCUCCGGAGAAUCAUGCUCUAGCUCGCUAAAAAUGGAGACUGUGUGCCUCAGAAGCACAGCAGUAGCAGACACCCCGCCACCAGGAAACCCACUACUUCUGCGCCAGGAGGAACGGCGAAGACAGAAUCACUUCGAUCUUCUCGGCAGGCUGCUGCUGUGUCCUGGGGGAACUUGGGGAACAACAUUUAAACACCCAGUUCUCUUCCUGCAGACCUUCUGGGGUGUCAUCACCAUGUUGACAACUUGGGUUCAUUGAAACACUCUCCCAAACCAGUGCAGAUGAAGGUCAUUCGUGUGAAUCGUCAAAAGUGCUAGAGAUCCAGUUCUAGUUCUUGUGUUUGUCUGAAAUCCUUUCCCAGCGUAGAAGACAGAAACCUUCGCUCCAGGAGAGUAAAUCACCUACAUGCCUGGCGUUGUAGGUUUUUUUGUAGGCCGGGUCUGGAGCCUUCCCACUCAGGCGUGAAGGGCAGUUCGCAGUGUAAGCGAAGGGAGUGCCCUGUCUGGCAGGUAAAAUACUGUGGAAAUCUCCUCCAUCAGGUGUCUGCAGGUUGCCUGAGAAGAAAUGCGGUGUUACCUUACCUGGAGUCAUCUUCGUCGGGUGGUAUCCCCUCCUCUUCCAGGGAAUCCCUAGCUACCCCCAGACAGCUGUCAGGAGCCGUCUGUGGUGGACCACUCUCUUCCCUGGCAGAGUAAGAUGCCACGGAACACUCUCAGGCAUCACACAAGGUACGGCCCCCUUUCUGCUCCUGCAGUGACUGUCAAAGUUGCAUUGAAAUUGGGAACUUGAGAAAGCCUUCCGCAGAGCGCUGCGAUGCCUUCUUUGCGAUCUUUCCCGUUGCCGCCCUUCUCCUCUUCCUCUUCCUUUCUCCUUCCUCUCUCUCCCGCCUCUUCUUCCUCCUCCUUGUUUUUUGCUUUCCUGGACAUCUCCCCAGGCCUCACCUUGAGCUCCUUUUGUCUUACCUAAGCUAUCCAAGUGAUCAUUUCAGUGUCGAUGUCGUGACAACUUUCUACUCGAGUCACCCAUUCUUUUACUGUCAAGGCAUGUCUCAGGAAAAACUUUGGAAAACCUCUCAUUCCAACAGUUCUAAAACCUUGAGCAUUUAGUCCUGCUGGUUUUAGUAACAAAGGUAUCUAGGGAUGCUUCUCUUGAGUCCACUUGGGUGGAAAGAUCAUAAUAGCAAUCUAAAGCCAUGUUUGCAUUUGCGGGAUAAAAGAAAGACUACAAAUGAGGUGAACACAUCAAAAACCGAAAAAGUAAUUUGUUCAUGCCCAUAGCAGGGCUACCCAGCACUGAUACUGCUCUGUGAAUUGAGCUUACUCCGUUUGGCCUUAUUUUUCACCCAGGUCCCAAGUUACCCCAUCCCAGGACAGUAACUGUCUACAUAACGGGUCAGCCGUUGGAGCGUUCUAAGAAACGUGAAACACUUCACUCAGAAUUCUGUGGAACAUAUUUAUAUGUGGUUCUGAAAUCUUGUGUAUCUGACUUACAGCCAAAUCUGCUUGUCCGGAUAGCCUCAGAGGAAGUCUUGUGCAAUGAGAAGCGUUUGAUUUCCUAGUUAAGUCUUUACAGUUGUCUUGGGGGUUGAGUGGCCACUUCCUUUAAUGAAAGGCUCUUUCUGCUCUAAACCUCUUCGCUGGGCUGAGCCCUGCCCAUCGGACUAGUUGUGAAGACUCUUGCUUGGAGUGUGAGCUCGCAGUCCAGCCCUGCUCUGACCCCGCGAAGCUUCACCUUGGAACAUCCGGACUCGGAGCAGGGCCGGCAGUCAGGUCGGGGGGUGGUUCUGCUGUGACAGGACUCCCGCUCCUGAGGCAGGCCGGGAGAAGUUAGACUCUGCAUAAGGCCAAGCGCUCACCUGUCUCACGGGAGCCUAGGGAGUGAGGCUUUCUAUUCUUUUCCACAGUACUCAGCCGUGCAGGAUCUGGAGUGUUCGUUUUUUUUAAAUUCCCAGCAGCUUGCCUCCGUGGGGCUGCAUGACGUCAGCUAUGCCCACAUUCUCUUACUCUCCUCCCUGGUAUUUAUUUGUCUUGCGGGGAGGAAUUACAGCCAUAAGUAGAUGCUGCUGGGGAAGAUGGCAGUCACAGGACCCGGAUUUAGCGCCGCACUUUGGCCAUUUGGACGAGGUUCGCAGUGUACCAAAACCCCCAGUGUGGAAUUGCCUGAGAAAAGCCUCCAGCGUCUUUAAAUCUGAUUCUCCUCCUAUGUCCCGUUCCUUGUCUCCAUCCCCGCCUUCCUCACCUGCUUAUCCACCGUAACCUCAAGGCCGCAAGUGGCCAGUGGCUUUCUUUCCACCCAUUUCAGGAGCUAACCUUUCCUUCAGAGGUCCGCCCUUUUCAGAGUAGGUUGAGCUUUGAUUCUCCCUUCAGAAGGUUAGCGCUUCUGGGGCACAUGGGGAAAGCAGUGAGAUUCAUUGUCUAUGCAAAGUACAACCAGACUGACCCGAAAAGCUGCCACAUUUAGGAAAACAGUCUCUGGCCACGUGAAACUAAGAACUUGGGUUUUGGUGACGUACAAGAGCGGAGAAGUGGACCGGCCCGCACAGCACGGCCCACCUCUCUGAGCAAGCUCGUUCUGCGUGGCGAGGCCGCGGGUGUGCGUACACUGCGAUUUUCAAGGACACGACAUAGGCAGACUGACCCGGCUCUGAUGGGAGCCCCGUGGCUCUUCAACAGAUAUGAAGUUCUGUUCGUGUAGCAACCAGGUAGACCGUGACCAAAUAAGGCUGUACACGUGCUGCUGUUUCCCACUGUGAUGUCUGUGCCCGAGGAAGGAGAGCCCUGUGUCCUCCGCUCGCGUGAUCGCCUAGGAGUACGCUGGGUUUGCUUGGGGAGCCUUGAGGUUAUUCCUUCACUCCUGCUUUGCCUCCAAGCUUCUUUGCACCUUUGGAGACCCAAGGAGGGCCGUGGUGAGGAUCCUCUGUAAGGAGUAUGUAUGUCACAGUCUGCGUUUGCAAAACCACCCUGCGUGCACUGAAUCGAGAGCUGUCUGCCUAGUAUGGUUUCAGAACCAUGUACCUUUAUGCUUUGUGAUUGUGAAACACUGACUUUUGUAACCCAAAAAUGAAAACCGUUUAGUAAAGGGGAUCUAUUUUGUGUGUUUUGAAACUUAGGUGCAAUGUCCCCUGGGAAAAGCUAAAGAACUGUAUAUGCUCAAUGACAUUUUAAAAUAAAAUACUAUAUAUAUAUAUGUACAUAGGACAUCUUUAGCAAAA